Molecule: messenger RNA, 1908 nt
Organism: Cydia splendana
Lineage: Eukaryota; Metazoa; Arthropoda; Insecta; Lepidoptera; Tortricidae
Gene: Fer2LCH
Product: ferritin light chain
Exons: 8
Biological process (GO): iron ion transport; intracellular iron ion homeostasis
Cellular component (GO): cytoplasm
Molecular function (GO): ferrous iron binding; ferric iron binding
Source: RefSeq, a predicted model, not a curated record
UCACAAAAUAGUUGUCUCCCAAGUUCCACUGAGUUCUGUUUGCUACUGCGCUGUUAUCUCAAAUCUCAUUAUAUUUUUGUCCCAUUUGCGGACUGCGGACUAUCAGUUUUACACCUCCUUUGUUGUUGGAAGUAGCCUUCUGCGCCAGUGUGUGUAAAGGCCGCACUUUCGACGCAUCUAUUUUCUACGCUUCAAUCGCUUGAAUUUAAUCGCGACACUCUAAUUUGAUUCAGAACAAUGAAGUUCCUAGCUCUCGCUGUAUCCUGCCUGCUGGCGCUCUCUGGAGCCCUAGCCGCUGACUCCUGCUACCAGGAUGUCUCCAUGGACUGCUCGCAGGCCUCUAAUAGCAUGGUGCUGGCAAAAUGUAACGCAAUCUACGGCGGCUACGGUCACCAUGGCAACCUCGCAUCCGAGAUGCAAGCGUACGCGAACCUCCAUCUCGCUCGCUCGUACGAGUUCCUGCUAUCGGCGUCCUACUUCGACAACUACCAGACCAACAGGAAGGGUUUCAGCAAGCUGUUUAGGAAGCUGUCGGAUGACGCUUGGGUGAAGACUAUUGAUCUCAUCAAGCAUAUUACUACUCGAGGUGGCGUAAUGGACUUCGCCCGCCGCUCCACCCUGGACACCGGCAGCAAGAACUACACCGUGGAGCUGAACGAGCUGGAAGCGCUGGCCAAGGCCCUGGACAUCGAGAAGGAGAUCGCUGAACGCGCCUUCCACAUCCACGGUGAAGCCACCAGGAACAGCCAGCACCUGCAUGACCCUGAGGUAACUUAACACAGCACAAACAUACACACAUGCACCGGCAGCAAGAACUACACCGUGGAGCUGAACGAGCUGGAAGCGCUGGCCAAGGCCCUGGACAUCGAGAAGGAGAUCGCUGAACGCGCCUUCCACAUCCACGGUGAAGCCACCAGGAACAGCCAGCACCUCCAUGACCCUGAGGUAACUUACAAGAACUACACCGUGGAGCUGAACGAGCUGGAAGCGCUGGCCAAGGCCCUGGACAUCGAGAAGGAGAUCGCUGAACGCGCCUUCCACAUCCACGGUGAAGCCACCAGGAACAGCCAGCACCUCCAUGACCCUGAGAACUACACCGUGGAGCUGAACGAGCUGGAAGCGCUGGCCAAGGCCCUGGACAUCGAGAAGGAGAUCGCUGAACGCGCCUUCCAUAUCCACGGUGAAGCUACCAGGAACAGCCACCCAAACAUACACACAUUUACCGGCAGCAAGAACUACACCGUGGAGCUAAACGAGCUGGAAGCGCUGGCCAAGGCCCUGGAUUUCGAGAAGGAGAUCGCUGAACGCGCCUUCCACAUCCACGGUGAAGCUACCAGGAACAGCCAGCACCUCCAUGACCCUGAGAUCGCCCAAUACAUGGAAGAGGAAUUCAUUGAAGAGCACGCUAAGACUAUCCGCAACCUGGCCGGACACAGCUCCGACAUCAAGAAGUUCAUCGCCCAGAACGACGGACAAGAUCUGUCCAUCUCGCUCUACCUGUACGACGAGUACCUUCAGAAGACCGUCUAAAUUAUAGUCUACCAUCUCAAAAAACUACCACUUUAGUAGAAAUUUGGUUACGCUGGUAACCCAUUGUAAUUAUCAACCGUCUUUUAAAUAAAAAAUAUCUAUUAUGGUAGAAAAUCUGUUACGCUAGCCGUCUAACAUAAUCUACUAUAAAAAAAUAUGUGGUGGUUUGUAACUAUUACACACAGUUUAGUUGAUUUAAAAUUAAUCUCCACUGAAAACUACCACUUUAGUAGAAUAUUGUUUAAGCCAUUUCAAUGUGUACAAAUAGGGCUGUUUAAAUUAUGUGAUAUGUAAGUUUUUUAUCAUUCAUUGUGUAUUAUAGUCUAGUAUAGAUGUAUUUUCAGUUAUUUUCCAAAUAAAAAUUCUUUAAUCGCCUAA